This is a messenger RNA of Amphimedon queenslandica, 1582 nucleotides long. RefSeq lists its product as uncharacterized. Lineage: Eukaryota; Metazoa; Porifera; Demospongiae; Haplosclerida; Niphatidae. The record is from RefSeq and is a predicted model, not a curated record. The coding region runs from base 102 to 1577 and encodes 491 amino acids. The transcript is spliced from 2 exons.
AAGUCAGUUCCUAACAGUCAAACUGACAGUAUAAGGUAGUGACUGAUAGCAUAUAAAUAAGAGAGAAUAUCAACUGUCACACAAACUAAUAAGUUAAAAAAAUGAAGAAGUGGUUUACAGCUAGAAAAUCAUCAAAGAAAGAAAGACAACCCCAGCAGCAACCGGAGGCUAGGGACAAGACUGACGCUGUGACAUACCACCACACAGGAACAAAUGAUAAAACCGCCAUCAGUAGAGAACCUCAUGAAAUCAUCAGUAAAGAGCCUCAUGAAAUCAUCAGUAAAGAGCCUCAUGGAAUACUGAAGGAGGACAAAGGGACGCAAACUGAGCCACAAGAAUUAGAAGAGACUGACUUUGUAGCCUCACCUCCUCCUACAGCAAACAAAUAUAUGAAGAGAGCCCCUUUCAGAAAGUAUCAUUCGGUUGACAGAGUAAGACACAUGAGGAUCGAAAGAGUUUCAAUAGGAGACUCUGAAGAUGAUGAUGAUGAUGAUACUCAGAGGAUUAAUAUCCACUACACAAUGAACCGUCAGACAUUGUCGCUUCAAAACUUCAGACACCAAGCCGAACAAAUAUCAAUGGAGAACGAAGACUUAAAGCUGAAAGCCGAAAUGAUCUUGUAUAAGAAACUAGUCACCAACUUCACAGUCUUCAUGAUGAACAAGUCCGUCACUGCUGCUGAUCUCGGAUAUCGGGAACUACAAAAGAAGCAGACACACUUACGGUGCAUUAAACUCUGGGUUGACCAUAAAAUACCAGAGGGUGAGGUGAAAAGAAAGAGCUACAUACCAAAGAUGAUUGACGGGUGCCCAGUUGAUAAGGUUAUUGGUAACGGGCACCUCCUAGGGGCCGAAGAGGAAUGGCUAGAGGAGUGUCGUAACAAGAGACGUUGGGGGAUCAUUGAGAAUAAAGCAAAGGAAAAAGCUGAAUAUAGAUUCAUUACAACUCUGUAUCCACCAGUCAAGGUAAAAGCAGGAGAAAGCAUUGGUCAGUGCAAUAACCCGUAUGUCUUGGGGACGAUCGGUUUCAUAUUGACACAAAACUCAAACAUCGGGAUACUGACAGCCGGUCAAAUUGCAGGCAGCAUAGGAACAAGAAUAGUGAGUCCGGGAUUACGAGAGGGAGGUGGCGAAAGAGACAUUAAAAAUCUAGCCAUUACAACAACACUGGUAGUCUCGGAAGAAGUGGACUGUGCUUUUGCAAGGAUGCUAAACCCAGUACACGCACUAACUACCAGUAUUGAUGGAAAGGGGAUCAUUACUGGUACUGGCAAAGCACAAGUCGGUGAUCUAGUCAAAUUCAAGGGAGCCAGUACAGGAAAGGUCCAGUUUGCUUAUGUGAAGUGUAUCAAUUGGGAGGGUGAGAUUGACGGGAUGAUGUGGAAGAAUCAGAUACAGCUAUCAAUACCCGUAGUCCCAAGUGAUGCAGGGGCUGUGAUAGUAAAGGAGUCAACCAAUGAAGUGGUUGGACUGUUAUUUGCUAAUGCUAACAAGACAGCACUGGCAAAUCACAUAGACACUGUACUAGCAUCACUGAACGCUCACAUUAACAAUAUAAUACCACAUAAUACUCUUUAAUAAUA